Molecule: messenger RNA, 276 nt
Organism: Funneliformis caledonium
Lineage: Eukaryota; Fungi; Glomeromycota; Glomeromycetes; Glomerales; Glomeraceae
Source: the annotation of a GenBank genome assembly
AUGGCAGAAUCGACUAACAGAAAAAUUACAUCUGUGGCGGCAGGUGCAACCGCAUUGGCGACUGCUGGUGUUGCAUUAGAUUCACAACUUAGAACUCAUGAAGCUUUUGCUGCAGGAGGAGCAUUUGUUGAUAAUGAAGCUUCCAACGCAGAAAAUGGUGCGUCUACUGAAACUACUACUUCAAUCGAACUAUCUAAAACCACUGCAUAUGAACCUAACAUUACUCCUGUUACACCCAGGGCUGUUACCAAGGAUACACAACCAUCUCAAGAUUAA